UUUGUCUCCCUCUAUCGUUAUUUGUAUUUGGCGAAAUGUCUGCAGCUCGGGCCUGGGAAGCGGCGUGUGCAGCGACGCCAUUUGCUGUGCGCUCAGGCCGGCGCCAGCCCUGGGGAUGCUGCGGGCCUGACCUCCAUUUUACUCUCGCUUUUCUCAGUCUGCCCCGCUAGUGGAGGGGCUGUGCGCGGAUUACUUCGCUGCCAUACUCGGCGGUUCCCGCGCCAUCACUUCUCCCGCACAAUGCUGACUUGUGGACAACCACGCCCGCGGUCUCCCCGAGCCCCUGUCUGGACGAAGAUGCUGAGGGCGGGAGAAGCUUCGCAGCUGUGUUCGUCAAAAUGGAAGGAGAGAUGGCAGAAGCCAUUGUUGAAGAUUCGGAGUCCUUCAUGAAAAGAAAAGAAACAAAGACUUAUCAGAGGCGAAGAGAGGGUGGGGCAGAUGAAGAUGGUUGUGUCAUGGUGCAGAGUCAGACAGAUGUGAAUGAUGUGUCCAGUGAUGUUAAUAGCAAUGUUCAGAUGGUUAUGAUGGAGCAGCUUGAUUCUACUAUACUUCAGAUGAAAACUGAAGUCAUGGAAGGUGUAGUUCCUCAAGAAGGUGAUUCUUCAGUGGAUGACACACAGAUUAUAACAUUGCAAGUCGUUAAUAUGGAGGAACAGCCAAUAAAUUUAGGAGAACUCCAGCUUGUUCAGGUCCCAGUAGCUGUUCCUGUUGCAGCUACUUCUGUGGGCGAGCUUCAUGCAGCAUAUGACAAUGAAGUGGCAAAAGAAGGUCUGACUGAAGGUGAACCCAUGAUUUGCCACACCCUGCCUCUUCCAGAGGGUUUCCAAGUUGUUAAGGUUGGUGCAAAUGGUGAAGUAGAAACAUUAGAACAAGCAGAACUUCAAUCACAAGAAGAGUCAACAUGGCAGAAGGAUCCAGAUUAUGCACCACCCAUCAAAAAAACUAAGAAAAUAAAGAAAAGUAAACUGCGCUACACAGAAGAAGGGAAGGAUGUUGAUGUUUCAGUUUAUGACUUUGAAGAGGAACAGCAGGAAGGAUUGCUCUCUGAAGUUAAUGCUGAAAAGGUUGUUGGGAAUAUAAAGCCUCCUAAACCAACAAAAAUUAAAAAGAAAGGUGUCAAGAAGACUUUCCAGUGUGAGCUUUGUAGUUACACAUGUCCUAGACGUUCAAAUCUUGAUCGUCAUAUGAAAAGUCAUACUGAUGAACGACCUCACAAAUGCCACCUAUGUGGUCGAGCAUUUAGAACAGUUACCUUGCUUAGGAACCAUCUCAAUACCCAUACAGGUACUAGGCCUCAUAAGUGCCCAGAUUGUGACAUGGCCUUUGUGACAAGUGGUGAAUUGGUCAGACAUCGCCGUUACAAACAUACUCAUGAGAAACCUUUUAAAUGUUCCAUGUGUGAUUAUGCCAGUGUUGAGGUAAGCAAGUUGAAGAGACAUAUCCGUUCUCACACUGGAGAGAGGCCUUUUCAGUGCAGUUUAUGCAGUUAUGCUAGUAGAGACACCUACAAACUGAAACGACAUAUGAGAACUCAUUCAGGUGAAAAGCCAUAUGAAUGCUAUAUUUGCCAUGCACGCUUUACUCAAAGUGGUACAAUGAAAAUGCAUAUAUUACAGAAGCACACUGAGAAUGUUGCUAAAUUUCACUGUCCCCACUGUGAUACAGUUAUUGCAAGGAAAAGCGAUUUGGGUGUGCAUUUACGGAAGCAGCAUUCCUUCAUUGAGCAAGGCAAGAAGUGCCGCUACUGUGAUACGGUCUUCCAUGAGCGUUAUGCCCUCAUACAGCACCAGAAGUCUCACAAGAAUGAAAAAAGAUUCAAAUGUGACCAGUGUGAAUAUGCUUGCAGACAGGAACGUCACAUGAUAAUGCACAAACGUACCCAUACUGGAGAGAAACCAUAUGCAUGCAGCCAUUGCGACAAAACGUUCCGUCAGAAGCAGCUUCUGGACAUGCAUUUCAAGAGAUAUCAUGAUCCUAGCUUUGUUCCUGCUGCAUUUGUGUGUUCAAAGUGUGGAAAAACCUUUACGCGAAGGAAUACAAUGUCAAGGCAUGCAGAUAAUUGCACUGGCCCUGAUGGUACAGAUGGCGAAAAUGGUGGGGAAGCUGAGGCAAUACAUAAGAAAGUAAAACGUGGACGCAAGAGAAAGAUGCGCUCCAAAAAGGAAGGGUCCACUGAUAGUGAGGAUAAUGCAGAUCCAGACUUGGAUGAUGAAGAUGACGAAGAGGAGGAAGAUGAACUUCCAGUUGAAAUAAUAGAUCAUGAAGCAGAACAGUCACUAACUUCACUAUCCCCUCCUGCUAAGAAACGCAGAGGAAGGCCACCCGGAAAGACUAAUCAGCUGAAACAAACUGCUACAGUUAUUCAAGUGGAGGAUCAAAGUACAGGAGAAAUUGAAAACAUCAUAGUACAAGUGAAGAAAGAAACUGACAUGGAAGCAGAAGUAGUAAUAGAUGCUCCACCAACUGUUCCUACAAUUGAAGCACCAAAUGGAGAUCUCAGUACUCCAGAGAUGAUAUUUAGCCUGAUGGACCGGUGAUGAAUAAAGGAUCUUUUGGCUUCUGAUUGAACUGGCAGGGGCUGUGUUUAAAUGGCUCAUUUCUAUUUUAUGGGAAAUGUUUUAUUUUUGUUUCUCUUUUUGUUAAUUUAGCUUUCAGUAAAUUUUAAGGACUUUUACUGAACCGGUUAGGCGGAAAGGUGGUAAUACACUUUGUCUGUCUAAGGAUGUGGUCUUCAGUAUAUAAAAAAAAAAGUGAAGUCAUGGACGCCUAGAAGUUGUACGUAGUGUUGGUGGCAUUUUAGAGAUUUCACUAAAAGAAAAGUGACUACUUUCUUAGUUGCUUAUUUUUACGUUUUGGCAUUGAGAUCUCAAGCAAGGGUCUUACCCAAUUUAAAAACGGAUUAACUUGUUCUUUUAGCAAAUUCUUUCAUUUUUUUAAAUGGUAUUAGGCAUAUGUAAAAAGAUAAAUGUCAAAUGCAGAUGGACUGGCUAUAAAAUCAGCUAUUACUUUUGUGUAAAUUGUUUUAUUUGCAUUAGUGAAAAUUGAAUCCUGAUGAGGCCUACAUUUUUAUUGUAAAAAUUAUGGCAUAAAACAGAUUAUUCCCAGAAGUACAACUGAUUGCUACACAUGGAUGUCCAUCAUUAGUAUAUAUAGCAUGCUUAAAUGUAUUUGAUUUUCUUUUUCAGAAUAUGGCUUUGUUGUGCAACACUUGAUUCUGUAAAUAACUUUUUUACAUUUAAUCUUUUUCUAUUAAGAAAUUUCAAUAACUGUGGCAAGAUGUAGUCAGUCAUUUUAAUUGCUGACUUGGGAAGAAUGAAUAUACAUAAAUGUCCUUGGAUGAUAAAAUUUGCAAAUCUUGAACCAAAAGCUACAUGUUGGCUGUUUUUUUUCCCCUCCGAUCUCCAUACUGUCCAUGACCAUAAAUUAAAUUAUGCAUAAAACAUAUUGACACUAUAUAUAUAUAUAUAUAUAUAUAUAUAUAUAUAUAUAUAUAUAUAUAUAUAUACAAUUAUAUACACAUAUACACACACACACUCAUAUUAAGUGAAACUCCAUUCCGUUUGCCUGUAAUUUAAUUUUCCCUAAAUGUUCUCUUUUUCAACAACUUUCAGUUUAGAUUUUGUAAAGUCCGUUCUUGUGGAUUUUCUUCAUUUUAUAACCUUCUGUCCUGUGAUAUUUUCAUUUUAAGAGGCCAACAUUGUUUCAUUGUUAAAAUAUUGUGAUGGGCAAAAAAAUAGGGGUUUUCCAAUGCGAAUGUACUACUGUACAGCUAAUAAAUAAUGUAGGAUUA
Molecule: messenger RNA, 3790 nt
Organism: Bufo gargarizans (Asiatic toad)
Lineage: Eukaryota; Metazoa; Chordata; Amphibia; Anura; Bufonidae
Gene: CTCF
Product: CCCTC-binding factor
Exons: 11
Coding region: 339-2537 (732 amino acids)
Biological process (GO): regulation of transcription by RNA polymerase II
Cellular component (GO): nucleus
Molecular function (GO): DNA-binding transcription factor activity, RNA polymerase II-specific; RNA polymerase II transcription regulatory region sequence-specific DNA binding
Source: RefSeq, a predicted model, not a curated record